AGAUGGCUGAGAGCUAGCAAGGAAAAUUCAGGACCAUGAUGGCUCAGUUUCCCACAGCUAUGAAUGGAGGGCCAAACAUGUGGGCUAUUACCUCUGAAGAACGGACUAAGCAUGACAAGCAGUUUGAUAACCUCAAACCCUCAGGAGGUUACAUAACAGGUGAUCAAGCACGUACCUUUUUCUUACAGUCAGGCCUGCCGGCUCCUGUUUUAGCUGAAAUAUGGGCUUUAUCAGACCUGAACAAGGAUGGGAAGAUGGAUCAGCAGGAGUUCUCCAUAGCGAUGAAACUCAUCAAACUAAAGCUGCAGGGCCAACAGUUGCCCGUGGUCCUCCCUCCUAUUAUGAAACAACCUCCUAUGUUCUCUCCAUUAAUUUCUGCUCGUUUUGGAAUGGGAAGCAUGCCCAAUCUGUCCAUGCCUCACUCAUUGCCUCCAGUUGCACCUAUGGCAACCCCCUUAUCCUCUGCGACUUCAGGGACCACCCUUCCUCCCUUAAUGAUGCCUGCUCCCCUAGUGCCUUCCGUUAGCACAUCAUCACUACCAAAUGGAACCGCUGGCCUCACUCAGCCUUUAUCCAUUCCUUAUUCUUCUUCAACAUUGCCUCAUACAUCAUCUUACAGUCUCAUGAUGGGAGGACUCGGCAGCGGUGCUAGUUUACAGAAAGCCCAGUCUCUGAUUGAUUUAGGAUCUAGUAGCUCAACUUCCUCAACUGCUUCACUAUCAGGGAACUCGCCCAAGACCGGGAUCGCAGAGUGGGCAGUUCCUCAACCUUCAAGAUUAAAAUAUCGGCAAAAAUUUAAUAGUCUUGACAAAAGCAUGAGUGGAUACCUCUCAGGUUUUCAAGCUAGAAAUGCCCUUCUUCAGUCAAAUCUUUCUCAAACUCAGCUAGCUACUAUUUGGACCCUGGCUGACAUUGAUGGUGAUGGACAGCUGAAAGCUGAAGAGUUCAUCCUUGCGAUGCACCUCACCGACAUGGCCAAAGCCGGCCAGCCGUUGCCACUGACGUUGCCUCCUGAGCUUGUCCCUCCGUCUUUCAGAGGAGGAAAACAAAUUGAUUCUAUUAAUGGAACUCUGCCUUCAUAUCAGAAAAUUCAAGAAGAGGAACCUCAGAAAAAGUUACCAGUUACUUUCGAGGACAAGCGGAAGGCCAACUACGAGCGAGGGAACGUGGAACUGGAGAAGCGACGCCAAGUGCUGAUGGAGCAGCAGCAGAGGGAGGCAGAACGUAAAGCUCAGAAAGAAAAGGAAGAGUGGGAGCGCAAACAGAGAGAAUUACAGGAGCAAGAAUGGAAGAAACAACUUGAAUUAGAAAAACGCCUGGAGAAGCAGAGGGAGUUGGAGAGACAGCGGGAGGAAGAAAGGAGAAAAGAGAUAGAAAGACGAGAGGCAGCAAAACAGGAACUGGAAAGGCAACGUCGUUUGGAAUGGGAGAGGAUUCGUCGACAGGAACUUCUCAAUCAAAGGAAUAGAGAACAGGAAGAAAUUGUCAGGUUAAACUCUAAAAAGAAGAGUCUUCAUCUCGAGUUGGAAGCAUUGAAUGGCAAACAUCAGCAGAUCUCAGGCAGACUUCAAGAUGUCCGACUCCGAAAACAAACUCAAAAGACUGAGCUGGAAGUUCUAGAUAAGCAGUGUGACCUGGAAAUUAUGGAAAUCAAGCAGCUCCAACAAGAACUUCAGGAUUAUCAAAAUAAGCUUAUCUAUUUGGUACCUGAGAAGCAAUUAUUAAAUGAAAGAAUUAAGAACAUGCAACUCGGUAACACACCUGAUUUAGGGAUUGGUUUGCUUCAUAAAAAAUCACUGGAAAAGGAAGAAUUAUGCCAAAGACUUAAAGAACAAUUAGAUGCUCUUGAAAAAGAAACUGCAUCUAAGCUCUCCGAAAUGGAUUCAUUUAACAAUCAACUAAAGUGUGGGAAUAUGGAUGACUCUGUUCUGCAGUGCCUUUUGUCUCUGCUAAGCUGUCUCAACAACCUCUUCCUCUUACUUAAGGAACUGAGAGAAAGCUAUAAUACACAGCAGUUAGCACUUGAACAACUUCAUAAGAUCAAACGUGACAAGUUGAAGGAAAUUGAAAGAAAAAGGUCAGAGCUAAUACAGAAAAAGAAACUAGAAGAUGAGGCUAUAAGGAAAGCAAAGCAAGAAAAAGAAAACUUAUGGAGAGAAAGUCUUAGAAAGGAGGAAGAGGAAAAACAAAAGCGACUCCAGGAGGAAAAAACACAAGAGAAAGUUCAAGAAGAAGAGCGGAAAGUGGAGGAGAAGCAAUGUAAGGAUAAGGAUAAAAAUAAUAGAUUUGAUUUUUCUGAGACAGAACAAUGAGAGCAAUAAGAAAAAAAGAUUGCUAGUGCUUUGGUAAAUUAUAAAGCAUUGUAUCGCUUUGAAGCCAGGAGCCAUGAUGAGAUGAGUUUUAAUUCUGGGGAUAUAAUACAGGUUGAUGAAAAAACCGUAGGAGAACCUGGUUGGCUUUAUGGUAGUUUUCAAGGAAAUUUUGGCUGGUUUCCAUGCAACUACGUAGAAAAAAUGCCAUCAGGUGAAAAAUCUGUGUCUCCUAAGAAGGCCUUACUUCCCCCUACAGUAUCUGUAUCUGCUACCUCAACUUCUUCUGAAUCACUUUCUUCAAAUCAACCAGCAUCAGUGACUGAUUAUCAAAAUGUAUCUUUUACAAACCUAACUGUUAAUACAUCAUGGCAGAAAAAAUCAGCUUUUACUCGUACUGUGUCCCCUGGAUCUAUAUCACCGAUUCAUGGACAGGGACAGGUUGUAGAAAACCUAAAGGCACAGGCCCUUUGUUCUUGGACUGCAAAGAAAGACAACCACUUGAACUUCUCAAAACAUGAUAUUAUUACUGUCUUGGAGCAGCAAGAAAAUUGGUGGUUUGGGGAGGUACAUGGAGGAAGAGGAUGGUUUCCAAAAUCUUAUGUCAAAAUCAUCCCUGGGAGUGAAGUCAAGCGGGAAGAACCAGAAGCUUUAUAUGCAGCUAUAAACAAGAAACCUACCUCUGCAGCCUAUACAGUUGGAGAAGAGUAUAUUGCACUUUAUUCAUAUUCAAGUGUGGAACCUGGCGAUCUGACUUUCACUGAAGGUGAAGAAAUAUUGGUGACCCAGAAAGAUGGAGAGUGGUGGACAGGAAGCAUUGGAGAUAGAACUGGAAUUUUUCCAUCAAAUUAUGUCAAACCAAAAGAUCAAGAGAGUUUUGGGAGUGCUAGCAAAUCUGGAACAUCAAACAAGAAACCUGAGAUUGCUCAAGUAACUUCAGCAUAUGUGGCUUCUGGUUCUGAACAACUAAGUCUUGCACCAGGACAGUUAAUAUUAAUCCUAAAGAAAAAUUCAAGCGGGUGGUGGCAAGGGGAAUUACAGGCCAGAGGAAAAAAGCGGCAGAAAGGAUGGUUUCCUGCCAGCCACGUUAAACUUUUGGGUCCAAGCAGUGAAAGAACUACACCUGCCUUUCAUCCUGUGUGUCAGGUGAUUGCCAUGUAUGACUAUGGGGCAAAUAACGAGGAUGAGCUGAAUUUCUCCAAGGGACAGCUUAUCAAUGUUUUGAACAAAGAUGAUCCUGACUGGUGGCAAGGAGAAAUCAACGGGGUGACUGGUCUCUUUCCUUCAAACUAUGUUAAGAUGACAACAGACUCCGAUCCAAGUCAACAGUGGUGUGCUGAUCUCCAGAGCCUGGACACCAUGCAGCCAGUGGAGAGGAAGAGGCAGGGCUAUAUUCACGAGCUGAUUCAGACUGAAGAGCGGUACGUGGACGACCUUCAGCUGGUCGUGGAGGUUUUUCAGAAACGGAUGGUGGAGUCAGGCUUUCUCACUGAAGGGGAAAUGGCCUUGAUCUUUGUAAACUGGAAAGAGCUCAUCAUGUCUAACACGAAGCUACUGAAGGCCUUGCGAGUCCGGAAGAAGACUGGAGGAGAGAAGAUGCCCGUGCAGAUGAUCGGGGACAUCCUGGCUGCCGAGCUGUCCCACAUGCAGGCUUACAUCCGCUUCUGUAGCUGUCAGCUUAAUGGAGCAGCUCUGUUACAGCAGAAGACAGAUGAAGACACGGAUUUCAAGGAAUUUUUAAAGAAGUUGGCAUCUGACCCUCGAUGUAAAGGAAUGCCCCUUUCCAGCUUCCUGCUGAAGCCCAUGCAGAGGAUCACCCGCUACCCUCUCCUCAUCAGAAGUAUUCUGGAGAACACCCUGGAGAAUCACAUAGACCAUUCCUCCCUAAAGCUGGCUCUUGAGCGGGCAGAGGAGCUUUGUUCCCAAGUUAAUGAAGGAGUUCGGGAAAAAGAAAAUUCAGACCGGCUGGAGUGGAUCCAGGCGCAUGUUCAGUGUGAAGGUCUUGCAGAGCAACUUAUCUUCAACUCCCUCACCAACUGCCUGGGACCCCGGAAGCUUCUGCACAGUGGGAAAUUAUAUAAGACCAAGAGCAAUAAGGAGCUACAUGGAUUCCUCUUCAACGACUUUCUGCUCCUGACCUACAUGGUCAAGCAGUUUGCUGUUUCCUCAGGCUCUGAGAAGCUUUUCAGCUCUAAGUCCAAUGCCCAGUUCAAAAUGUAUAAAACGCCCAUUUUCCUGAAUGAAGUCUUGGUGAAACUGCCCACAGACCCUUCCAGCGAUGAGCCUGUCUUCCACAUUUCUCACAUUGACCGGGUCUACACCCUCCGAACAGACAACAUUAACGAGAGGACUGCCUGGGUCCAGAAGAUCAAGGCGGCAUCCGAGCAGUACAUUGACACGGAAAAGAAGAAACGGGAGAAAGCUUAUCAAGCUCGCUCUCAAAAGACUUCAGGCAUUGGGCGUCUGAUGGUGCAGGUCAUCGAAGCUACAGAAUUAAAAGCCUGUAAACCGAAUGGAAAGAGCAAUCCAUACUGUGAAAUCAGCAUGGGCUCCCAGAGCUAUACGACCAGGACCCUCCCGGACACGCUCAAUCCCAAGUGGAAUUUUAACUGCCAGUUCUUUAUUAAGGAUCUCUACCAAGACGUGCUGUGUCUCACCAUGUUUGACAGGGACCAGUUUUCACCAGAUGAUUUCCUGGGUCGUACUGAGGUUCCAGUGGCAAAAAUUCGCACAGAACAGGAAAGCAAAGGCCCCACAACCCGCCGACUCCUGCUGCACGAGGUCCCCACGGGGGAGGUCUGGGUCCGCUUUGACCUACAGCUUUUUGAGCAAAAAACUCUCCUGUAGGGACCUCAGGGAUCUGCCCAAAAGGCUGGGGCUAGAGCCAGAUGGACGGUGCCGCACCUGGGCCGAAGGAGCACCACCGGCUUCAUCCAUCGUGGGCCACGCAUGCCGGGGCUAUUUUCUUGCACACUAAAUUGCUAGCAAUCUAUGCAAACAUGAUCUUUCCUAUAAAUAAACCAAACCCAUAGCACAGUGCCUUGUAUUAGUGUUAACAUCUUUGGCUGUUUUUAGAUGCCAGGGUUUCCAUUUUCAGGGCUAUAAAAAGUAUUAAGUGGAAAUGAGGCAUCAGAACACCAGACGCUACCCCAUGGUCGAACGUGCCCAGGGCGGGUGGUUCUGGUGAUGCUGUAGUACCCCGUGCCGGGGGCCUGUGUCGGGCCACAGGUGCUCAGGAGGUGGCGGACCGGGAAGGGUCGGCACAGCCUCAGGCUGAGGUCUGUCUACUCUGUGCACUGAAUGAAAACACAGACUUGAUCAUUUUAUUCCCGAUUAGAUUGUAUCAUCUCUGCUGAGACAAUAGAGUUUGAAAUGUAAAGGGGAAAGCUUGAUUUACUUUAAAUACUGUGAACUCUAAUGAUAUGGAAAUAUUUUUCAACUUUAAUUUUCUGAAGUAUAAAUUAUUUAUGUAAAUUCCUCGUUUUGCCUAUUUCAUAGGACAUGCAUCUUUAAGCUUUAUCAUUGCCAAUAUGUACAGAAAGAAUAAAAAUAUAAGUUUAUGAAUGUAA
Messenger RNA from Odobenus rosmarus divergens (Pacific walrus), 5878 nucleotides. It is a transcript of the gene ITSN2, whose product is annotated as intersectin 2. NCBI's taxonomy places the organism in Eukaryota, Metazoa, Chordata, Mammalia, Carnivora, Odobenidae. The transcript is spliced from 39 exons. The record is from RefSeq and is a predicted model, not a curated record. Gene Ontology annotation, biological process: positive regulation of Rho protein signal transduction. Gene Ontology annotation, molecular function: protein binding; calcium ion binding; guanyl-nucleotide exchange factor activity.